CAUAACCCCUCUUCCCCCAAAACCUUAAUGAAAAAGACCCCUUCCAGCUCUGUUCCCGCCCAAAAAUUCAAGUUCAAACACCCCACUCUCUCAAAGCCCAGCUCCCUCUUCCGGCCCCAGCCAGCUCCCCAAUCCUUCCUAAAAAUCCGUACCAAAAACUGCCAAAAAUCCUUCACUCAGGCCUCUUCCAAAAUUCCGAAAACUUUCGUGCCCAGUCAGAGCCCUCUGCGAGGGGCUCUGACCUACACGAAGGAUUUGGUAGUGGAGCCGCCUGCGGAGAAGGUCUGUUGUAAGAUUUGAACGGGGUUUUUAAGGAGGCCAGUGACUUGUACGAGGUGUAAAUGUUUGUUUUGUUCAGAGUGAGUGAUAAAGUAUGUUCCAGCAGGUAGAUGAUAUUCUGGGUGAUCAAAAGCAGUUAUUCGGCCAAUAGAUUUGGAUCAGACCUUCAAGAAUGUUUUACUCCGUUGCUGAAACUAUGAACGUGGGUGCCCAGUCAAAUUCAAGAGAGAUGAAGACACUCAUUCCAAAGACUGCCAAUUCCAAAUAGUUAAGUGUCAGUAUUGAUCCAAAGAGCUUCUACUAAAAGAUGUAAGAAUUCACAGAAUGGGUUGUACUAAAGAAGCUAAAGAGGCUAGAUGUCAAUAUUGACGAGAGAAAAUUGGAGCACAAGAGAAACAUAUUCUUAAAUGUACUUAUAGGCUUUGGAACUGAAAAGCAUUCCCUCAUUGACUUUUCAUUGGAAAAAUAGCUGAAAUCAAACAACAUCAGAGUCGAUGCAGCUGGUUACUCAGGAAAUGUGAUGAUUGAGGGUUUAGUUAUAGAGUGAGUGAGAAAACUCAACAUAAAUGAACUGAUUCUUUAAGGGAUUCUAUUGACCAAUGACAAAAAGUAUUUAUGGAUAAAGCAUUUGCAUGAGAGAAAGCCGAAAUUGAGAAUACCGAUUUGAAAAAUAGCCUCAUAGAACUGAAUGAAAUGAUAAGAUUAAAACAAAAAGUUAUUGAAGGUCUAAAAGCCCAAGUAGAAAAGCAUGCAGUAUCAAAACAAAUCACUAUGGGACAACAAUAUCUCAAAAUACACGAAAAUCCCUCCAAAUCCACACCUACUCCCCCAGCCCUCCUCGACUCUUCAAACCCUGACACAACAGCUCCUACCUGUCCCAAACCUCUCUCCCCCUCCUCUUGCGAUAUCACCCUCUCCAAACUCUCUCCUACCCCUUCUCUGACCCUAAAAAUUCCCAAAAGCCCUAAUCUUCCUCGAAAACGCCCUAUCGCCCCUCCUUCUCCCUCUCUCUACCCCCUCAUCCCCCAAAUCCCCCCUAGUCCCCCUCCUUCCCCUCCCCAAUCUCCUUCCUACUCAUCCCUUCUCUCUUCCUUAACAAACUCGCCUACGUUAGAUGGGGCUUUGAGUAAGGAAGGAUUUGAAGAAUUGUUAGAAGAGAUUGUUAAGAAGGAUCAUACGGUGAGAGUGGUUUUGGAGCAGGAGGAAUGUGCUUGUGCGGGGAAGGAUUUUAGGAGGAAGAGGAAUGUUAAGGCGGAUAAGAAGGUAGCUCCACCAAAAAUAGGAAGAUGCAUUUAUUGCAAGAACGUUCUGUGCAAGAGAUGUAAAGGUCAGUGCUGCACCUGCAAGCAAAGUCUUUGAAGCAAUUGACAAGACCAAUGCAUGGUUUGAUACCAAAUUCAUUGCUCGGAUUGAGCCUGAAUGUGUAACAGAAAUUAACAUUUGAAAAAUAGAUUCAAUUUUA
Messenger RNA from Moneuplotes crassus, 1741 nucleotides. The record is from the annotation of a GenBank genome assembly. Lineage: Eukaryota; Ciliophora; Spirotrichea; Euplotida; Euplotidae.